Zingiber officinale is the source of this 1868-nucleotide messenger RNA. Its product is annotated as calcium-dependent protein kinase 2-like. The record is from RefSeq and is a predicted model, not a curated record. Gene Ontology annotation, biological process: protein autophosphorylation; peptidyl-serine phosphorylation; intracellular signal transduction. Gene Ontology annotation, cellular component: nucleus; cytoplasm. The transcript has 8 exons. Bases 239 to 1861 code for a protein of 540 amino acids. Gene Ontology annotation, molecular function: calmodulin binding; ATP binding; calcium-dependent protein serine/threonine kinase activity. NCBI's taxonomy places the organism in Eukaryota, Viridiplantae, Streptophyta, Magnoliopsida, Zingiberales, Zingiberaceae.
GCUCACUUAUGGAUUUACCGGGGAAUUCUGGAUUUACCGGGCAAAGUUGGCUAUUUUAAUAGCCAAAAUCUGUCGCUUCCCGCCAAUCUCUCGUAUCCUCUCUUCCCGCUUCCUCCCCCUUUGCAGCUCCCCUUCUCCAGUUGCGCCGCGCCAUCCAUAUCUCCAUGGACGCUCCUUUCUCCAUCGCAAAUCUCACUCUCCUCUCUCUUCCUUCUCUUCUCCGAUUUUCGGCUUCACGAUGGGCAAUUGCUUCUCCCAUGGCAACAAGAGAAAGUCCCAUCGCCAUCCCGUUUCUCCACCGCCCUCCACCUCCCCCCCACCCACUUCUGCGCCUCGCACCAAUCACGGCACCGACAGCACUCCCAAUGCCAACCCCACGGCAGCCGCACCGCAACAGCAACGUCAGCCGCAGCCGCAAGCUCCACCGAAUCCCGCCGCCCUGGGCUUCGUGCUGGGCCAGCCGAUGGAGGACAUCCAUGACACGUACGAGAUCGGCAAGGAGCUGGGCCGCGGCCAGUUCGGCGUCACCUACCUCGCCACCCGCAGGGACACCGGGGAGCAGUUCGCCUGCAAGACCAUCGCCAAGCGCAAGCUCAUCGACGUGGAGGACAUCGAGGACGUGCGGCGGGAGGUGGUGAUCAUGCGCCACCUCUCCGGUCAGUCUGGCUACAUCGUGGAGCUGAAGGGCGCCUACGAGGACAAGCAUUCGGUGCACCUCGUCAUGGAGCUGUGCGCCGGCGGCGAGCUCUUCGACCGCAUCAUCGCCAGGGGGCACUACACCGAGCGGGCGGCGGCGGCGCUUAUAAGGACCAUCGUGCAGAUUGUGCAGACCUGCCACUCGAUGGGGGUGAUGCACAGGGACCUCAAGCCGGAGAACUUCCUCUUGUUGAACCAGGACGAGGAUGCCCCGCUCAAGGCCACCGACUUCGGCCUCUCUGUCUUCUUCAAGGAAGGAGAGGUAUUCAGAGACAUAGUUGGCAGCGCAUAUUACAUCGCACCUGAAGUCUUAAAGCGAAGAUACAGCCAAAAAGCUGAUAUUUGGAGCACUGGGGUGAUGCUUUAUAUUUUCCUCAGUGGAUCUCCUCCAUUCUGGGCUGAGACAGAACGAGGGAUCUUCAAUGCCAUUCUGCGAGGAGACAUUGAUUUUGCAUGCGAUCCGUGGCCCAACAUCUCGUCUGGUGCAAAAGAUCUUGUGAGGAAGAUGCUAAUGUCAGAUCCGAAGAAGAGAUUAACAGCUAUGGAAGUUCUAAACCAUCCUUGGAUCAAGGAAGACGGAGAUGCACCUGAUACUCCACUCGAUAUCAAUGUUCUGAAUAGGUUAAAACAAUUCCGAGCGAUGAACAAGUUCAAGAAAGCCGCAUUGAAGGUAAUAGCCGGCUGUCUAUCAGAGGAAGAGAUAAGUGAACUGAGUGAGAUGUUCAAGAGUAUGGACUCUGACAAUAGCGGAUCGAUAACACUAGAAGAAUUGAGGAAAGGUCUUGCCGAUCAAGGAGCAAAGCUCUCAGAGAGAGAACUCACAUUGUUGAUGGAAGCUGCUGAUGCGGAUGGAAAUGGAACUAUCGAUUAUGAAGAAUUCAUCACUGCAACUAUUCACAUGAACCGGAUGGACAGAGAAGAGCAUCUCUACACAGCAUUUCAAUUCUUCGAUAAAGAUAAUAGCGGUUUCAUUACAAAGGAAGAACUCGAGCAGGCACUGAAAGAGAAGGGAAUGUACGAUGGGAAGGAAAUCAAGGAUAUUAUUUCUGAAGCUGAUUCAGACAAUGAUGGAAGAAUUAACUACGACGAGUUCGUGGCCAUGAUGAAAAAGGAAAACUCUGAACGUCAACCGAAGUCAAGGAGGAGAAGUGGAGCUUAUGCUUGAUUUGAGG